AUGCAGUGGCUUUUCUCCCUCGCAGUUCUCUUGGUAAGGACGACCAAAUGUGAACCACCAGUAAAUAGCUACUUACCUCCGAGCUCAGGAUCAGGCGGACGACCUUCAUCGCAAUAUGGAGCUCCUAAUAUAGGGCAGGGCAGACCUGGUUCAGGGUCACAAAGUCAGUUCGGUGGGAACUAUAAUGCUCCAGGAAAUUACCCUUCAAAUUCAUUAUCUUCUGAAUAUGGAGUACCCGGACAAGGCUCUUCUGGAUUUCAAAGAGAUGGUUCGCGAGGUCGCCAGGGACAAUCUCCCAGUCAACAAUAUGGAGCUCCUAACCAACAAGGUGGCAGCAGUGGUGGCAAUUCUCCAUUCCGCGGUCGCGGCACUUCUCAAAGGCCAGAUACUUCUUAUGGAACACCAUCUACGGAUUACGCGCCUGGAAACUUCAAUGGUGGAAAUGCUGGUCGCCAAAGUCAAGGCUCGAGGCAACAGUUUGGUGGAUCUCCCUCUUCUUCUUACGGCACCCCUGAUUUCGGUAAUGAACUAGAUAAAAAUAAUCAAAAUUAUCGUGGAUCAGGGGUGGAUGACUCUAAUGGUCCAGCUAAGUACGAGUUUAGCUAUGAGGUCGAUGAUGCAGCGACAGGUACUAAAUUCGGUCACUCAGAACGUCGUGACGGUGACGUUACCACAGGGGAGUAUAACGUUGUAUUGCCCGACGGUAGGAAGCAAGUGGUCGAGUAUGAGGCUGAUCGGGAGGGCUACAAGCCUCAGAUCCGAUAUGAGGGAUCUGGUGGUGGCAGUGGAUCUGGUUUUGCAAGUGGAAGAAAUCAAGGUUAUCCACGUGCUGAUGCCAACGCUGAAGCUUUCGCUGGAAGUGGAGCUGGCUACCCUCAACAACCUGGUUCAGGUCAAGGUGGAAGAUAUCAGCAACCCGGUUUCGGCUCAGGAUCUGGCGCUGGCGGUUACCCAAGUAACGAUCAAGGCUAUCUCAGUAACGGACAAGGUGGUAGUAGCGGCUAUCCCAGUGGACAACAAGGUGCUAGAGGCAGAGGUGGGCAAGGCGGUGGAAACUAUCCUGGUAGUCAGGGAGGCUAUCCUGGUGGCAGAGCUCAAGAUGGGAGGAAUGGCGCUCAAGGGGGAAGCGAAGGUUACCCCAGCGGUGGUCCGAGUGGGCAACGUGGUUCUGGAUACUAA
This is a messenger RNA of Pararge aegeria (speckled wood butterfly), 1179 nucleotides long. RefSeq names its product pro-resilin-like (gene resilin). Lineage: Eukaryota; Metazoa; Arthropoda; Insecta; Lepidoptera; Nymphalidae. The transcript has 5 exons. Gene Ontology annotation, cellular component: extracellular matrix. The record is from RefSeq and is a predicted model, not a curated record. The coding region runs from base 1 to 1179 and encodes 392 amino acids.